Molecule: messenger RNA, 2673 nt
Organism: Anguilla anguilla (European eel)
Lineage: Eukaryota; Metazoa; Chordata; Actinopteri; Anguilliformes; Anguillidae
Product: cortexin-3
Exons: 2
Coding region: 351-587 (78 amino acids)
Source: RefSeq, a predicted model, not a curated record
GUCCUCUUGUAAAAAAAAAAAGAGGGACAUGGGUAGAGAGAGGGAGGGAGAUACGAUGAGAGAGGGAGAGAAGGCAUGGUAUAGAGAGCGAAGGGGUGAAAACAAAGUUUAAGAAAUACAUUUUCAACCGUUGUUUAAUUCAAGUUGUUGCGUAAAUAAAUAAUUUCGUAACUGUAUUUCUAAAUACAUUUUCUCAGCCAACCAUCAGCAUCAUGCUGGCGGAGUCUUACGAGUUAUCCACAUCGAGACAACAGGAGCCUUCAGACGUUAAUUUUCCUAGCACAGCAAAGAUGGCUGCCUAACCCAGACUUAGGUGCAGAAGAAGAAUCCGUUUGGGCAACACACCCAAAAUGGCCGAGGCAUUCCUGAGCAGCACGAUCUCAGCUUCGGGGGCAGCUCUGCCUGUGCCCUCGUCCCUGAGCCUGGAGCAGAAGGCAGCUUUUGUCUUUGUCUUCCUGCUCUUCAUCAUCCUGGGCCUGCUCAUCGUGCGCUGUUUCCGCAUCCUACUGGACCCCUACCGCAGCAUGCCCUCCUCCACCUGGACUGACUACAGGGAGAAGGACACCUUCGACUACCUCAUCCCCUGAGCGCGAUCGUCCGUGCUCCACAGGCAGCGAGCACAUUGCCCGUUGGCCAGACCUGGUGCCGCGGGUAAAUGCUCCCCAGAAAGGAGGGGAUGGAUCUGAUGUGACCUUUCUUUUCCCCUGAACAAUUUAACCAUCAAAUUCCCUGCUGUCGUCUCUCUGCGGAUGUUGGUUUCUGAAUCUUAUGAAGGAACAUAUUUUCUAAAACCAAUAUCUCCUCUUGCAGACUUGACUGACCACAAGCCCACCUCACCAGAUCUGUACUCAUUAACAGAAGCACCGUCCUUUAAACUGUUCAAAAUGACACCAUUAGCAAAAUUUUGAUUUAAGGAAUUCUAUAUCGAGCAGGUUCUGCUCUAUAUCCCUAGAUGUCCUCGAUCUGCCCUACAUAUCAAGAUUUCACCCCCCUUCUGAGAGUUUAACUGAAUUGAAUUGAUCUUUGGGUUAUAAUGAUGCUGUUUACAUCUGGGAGAUGUGAUAGGCUUCUGUUUCUGCAGUGAUAGGAGAGGGAAGAAUGCACAGACUUAAAUUUACCCAACAAAAUCCUCUUCUCUCACUGGUCUCUGAUGUGCAAUGUCUCAUUUCUCCCCAUACUUAAAUUCAAAGGAAAGAAAUCAGAGGAGAUUAUUUUGAUCCCUUUUUCUACGAUAUCAUCUGUUGUUGAUGUGACAAUGUGAUUUGUUGUUGAGAUCUCCCUGAUCCUUGAGCAGUAGGGAAGUUUAUUGUGUGAUAUGAUGAUGUUUUGAUUAAAGUCUGUGCACCAGACUUCCAUAUCGCUUGAGUAGAGUACAGUGGAGUCAAAAAGUUUACAUAUUUUUAUUACUUUUCUGUAAAUUAAUAUUUAUGCAGUAACGUUACUCUUACAGUGGUGUUUGUGGAAACUCAUUUGUCCACUGAAGCUUUGAAUACUGUGCUUCAGAUAUACAAGAGGAGAAUAUCUGUUUAAUAUGCCAGAGAGUUAUCUGCAUAAUUAAGCAAUUUUGUUAUUCAAAGAAUGUUGUUAUGGAGAAUUGCAGGAUGACCCAGACUGGAGUCAGUAUACAUUGAGAAAUGCUAAGAAUGAAUUAUAAUAGCCAAACAGAAAAAUUAAUUCCUGAUCAGUAGAGGAGAAUUUUCCCAAACUAAAUUAAUUGAAUUCUGUUUGGUUCUAAGUGGAUUUAAAUGUCUGAUAAAUCUUUAUUGCACAACUGCAAUAACAAUAACAAAAUACCUGUCCAUUUUCAUUCCCAGAGGAAAAUGGUAAUGAACUAAAUAUACAAGAUUUAUGAAAUGUGUCUGUAUGACAUAAUGACAUUUCUAGGAUCAAACUUUAAUCGCAGUGCUUUGUUCAUCCAGUUGUGAUGUUUAUGUAACUGGGGUCAAGAGGUAAGAUGGGUCAUAUUAUUGGGUACUAUUGUAGAGUUUGCCACAGCUUUGCACUUAUGGGUUAUAAAAGUCCUCCUAGUUUCUCAGGAAGCAGAUCCAAGGCUAAUAUAAUCCAAAGUGGUGGUCAGUCGAUUGUUGGGCUUGCAUGGUCUAGAUUGUGUUGCACUGCCUUAUUAAAAACAUUCCAAAUAUCUAUUUUAAUCUGCGGAUACACUCUUGGUUACAGAUGUGGGGUGACAAAUGAGCACAGAUGGUGAGUGAAUUUUUACAAACUUGCGUCCCUUUAUUGACUAUGUCUGUAGAUCUUAGUUUGACCCACUCCCCCUGUCCCUUCGCUCUAUGCCUUAUGAAGUUGCUUGUUUACAGUCAUAAGCUGGCAGUGAAUCAGCCAAGCUCAACCUCUGAGAGCUCUGAGAUGUAUAUCCCUAUGCUGGUGGCACUUUGACCUACGCUUUCUUCUAUGGUACACUGUGGUUUAAGGUAGAAAGCCAGCCCAUGCAUACCUAUUGUGCACAGUGUGUUUGCACGUUGUUGUUGCACUGUUGUCCUGUCAGCAUUUCAGUGACACCAGGGGACAAACACUGCACUCUGGUGUUAAAGGUAAACUUGUCUUAGAAUUUACUUUGCAGUUUACUUACUAUGAUCCAGCCUACUUUUCAAUCUGUAAUAUUUUCUUCUCCAGGUGUUUACUUUUUGUAAUAAAAUGGUUCUUUCAUUAGCUCAA